Monomorium pharaonis (pharaoh ant) is the source of this 1281-nucleotide messenger RNA. Its product is annotated as reticulon-4 receptor-like 1. The record is from RefSeq and is a predicted model, not a curated record. Lineage: Eukaryota; Metazoa; Arthropoda; Insecta; Hymenoptera; Formicidae. The coding region runs from base 158 to 1096 and encodes 312 amino acids. Gene Ontology annotation, cellular component: plasma membrane. The transcript is spliced from 3 exons. Gene Ontology annotation, molecular function: protein binding.
UCGAAAUAUUCAAUUAUUCACGCUGAUUUGUGUUAUCGUCGACAGGAAGAAGAAGCCACGAGGAUGUGCGCCGCCCACGUCAUACAAUUUACCCACUGCUAUCGCGAAGACUGUCAGUUGAUUCCACGACUUUAUCGUGAACGAAUUCCGAACGACGAUGAAGCGUUUGUUAAUAAUUUAUUUUCUCUGCGCGCUCUUCCACGCGGCUUUAUUGGCCUCGCCAUGCGUGAGGAUCACGUACAUAUUAAGGAAGAAUGCUGGAUUUCGAUGCACUCAAUUAACGACAUUGCAACCACACUUGGACGAAGCGUGGACCAACACGAGCGUCAUUACGAUUUUCGAUUCGAACAUAUCUAACAUACCCGGGCACAGUUUCGCGAGAUUUGGAGCGACCCUCGAGACUUUAGACCUGCACGAAUCGGGCAUACGAACGUGCGACGCUGAAGCAUUCGUAGGCCUUACGAAUUUAAAAAAAUUGAUGCUCUGGGGUAAUAAACUGGAUUCCGUGCCAGGAAAUUGGUUCUUGCAUAUGUAUUCUCUACAGACUCUGGACUUGUCGUUCAACUUUAUCCAGUGGAUAGACUGUACGAUGUUUCUGACGCUCCCUAAGUUGGAGGUCUUUAAUUUCGAUUACAACCAACUCAGCUAUAUUGAAUUUGACAAGUUUGGUGUCCUGAGUAACCUGAAGAAAGUAAGAUUCAGCAAGAAUCCGUGGAGAUGGGCGUAUCGCGCUCGUUUGACAUGGCAAUUGGAGAACCAGAAGGUCGAGAUGCCGGACAUGUGGGAGGAUUGGAACUGGAUGAACACCGUGAUCAAGGACUGCGUCGAGAACGGACGCGGGGAGUUGCCAAGCGACAAGGUGCUCGAUUGCGCCGUGGAGAAGCUGAUCGAGUUUACGUACGAAACCUUCAGCGCGGAGGAGAGGAGCAAUGCGGUAGGAUGCAGCGAGCAGACCAAGCGAUUAGUACAUUGCAUGGGACCGAGCAAUGCCACUGGUGACACUGAUUACGAAACGGUACGAAAGAUCCUAGAGGAUUACUCAACGAUUUUACCGCCGAUGCAAAGAGCGCUCAGCCCUUUCCCGUUGAAACGAUAAACGUACGUCUUUGUCUUCUUCUAGAAUAAGGACUUCUUUUAGGAAAGAGGUAAAAUUUCAAAAUAUUUAUAUCAUAAAUUUAUUAUUGUAUACCUUAAUCAUGGGAACUCUUAAUAGAUACGUUUCUGAUUUUGUGUAAACUUAAAGCAAACGAAUAAAAAAAACGGGCGCUUACACAUUUUAAU